ACAGCUGGCACCCCCAUUGUCCAUUCCCGAGACAGAGGAAUCUGUGAUCUAUGUAGGAAAGGCAUGUUCCUUCACUAGUCAAACCGGUAUUAGUCUCCAUUUUCCAGCUGCCAAGUGUCCAAAACCAGUCAAAGUGUCGGUCAAGGUUGUCAGUGGUGACUAUACCCUGCCACCAGAGUAUGAGGGUAUGCCACUAGUCAGCUCAAUGUUCAAAAUCACGGCAAGUGGUACACUUCCUGCUCCUAUUAGUGUAAGACUAGAGCACUGUGCUGUUGUCGACAGAGAAGAUUCUCUGGUACAUAUGGUGGCAGAGGACACUCACCCUUACUACUUUAAACAAUUGCCUGGUGGAAAAGUUUCCAAUUGGGGGAUCAUAUGGUGAAAUUAAGUUGGAAAAAUUCAGCACUUUUACAACCAUAUGCAGGAUUUUCGGUUUAUACAUAAAUUUGUCAGUUUUUUUGUUUUAUCACAAGGACAGCACUGCAACGUUUGUUGCAACUAAAAAUCUAAGAGAGUUGAAUGAAGCAGUCACAGAGAAAUUCUGUGAUGCUGUUGAAAAGUUAGAGCUUUCAAUGAUGUAUUACUGCUAUACAACUCGUGCAAUAACUCUUACCAUACCACCUGCUAAGGAUGGUGGAUGGAGUAUCGAACCAAAGAGUAAGCCUCCGAAAAUUGAAACUGAAUGUAUUCAAAAUUAUGAGAGAGGAAUGAUACCUCCAAGCAUCCAGCUCAAAAUGAAUUGGACUGGUAGAGGGCCUCCUGAAGAUGAAGAUAUUGAAAUAAAAUUAGGCGGGUGUUCAGUUGAAUCCUUUACAUUAUCCUGCAUGUCUCCAUAUAAAAGACAGUCACAGUCACUGACGCAGCAGUCACCUGCUAACUCCGAGGCAGAAAACUCAACUGAGUGGAUAAACCCUUGUGCAGAGCUUGCUCUUCAGAGAAGCAAUGAGAUAUUUGUUAGGGCCGUAGACCCAGAGAAUAUUGUACCAGUGCUCUAUAGCAAAAGGCUGCUUACCAAAGAGGAAAAUCAGAAGGCAGCACAACAGACCUCUACCGCUUCCCAGAGACUUAAAGAAAUUUUUGAAGCAAUGGAGAGGCGGGUUCAUGUCGACCCUCAAUGUUAUCACACUCUCUUACAGGCUCUCAGUGAAGAAUCAGCAACUAAAGGUGUCGCUAAACAAAUGAAAGACUUCUAUGAUGAUGAAUGCAGAAGACAGAACAUAAGCUGAAUGUAGGUUUAGUAAGUGCCAAUUAGUGUAUGAUUGCGAAUGCUAAGAGCAGCCAUCACGUUUCAUGUUCAGAUUUCACUUUUCACGUUUCGUGUUCACUUUUCACAAUUAUUUU
Messenger RNA from Geodia barretti, 1341 nucleotides. Lineage: Eukaryota; Metazoa; Porifera; Demospongiae; Tetractinellida; Geodiidae. The record is from the annotation of a GenBank genome assembly.